UUACCACCCUAGAACCAUCUAGUGAUGGACGGGAAAGCGUCCUAAUUAUGACUGAUGUAUUUUCUAAAUACACAUUGGCUGUGCCAACUAGGGACCAGAGGGCGACCACCGUAGCCAAUGUCCUGGUCCAGGAGUGGUUUUAUAAGUUGGGUGUGCCAGCCAGACUUCACUCUGAUCAGGGUCGAAACUUUGAGAGUGCAGUGAUUGCCCAAUUGUGUCAUCUUUAUGGGAUUCAGAAAACUCACACAACUCCAUACCAUCCUCAGGGUAAUGGACAGUGUGAACGGUUCAAUCGAACUCUGCACGAUCUCCUUCGUUCCCUUCCACCUGAACAGAAACGCUCCUGGACUCGGUACUUGGCACAGGUGGUCUUUACGUAUAACACCACUUGCCAUCAGACUACUGGUGAGUCUCCUCACUUUUUGAUGUUUGGGCAAACUCCACGGCUGCCGGUGGAUUUUCUGCUAGCAGGAGUAGAGGAUCCAGUUGGGGGUAGUGUGGAAGAAUGGGUGGCUAGGCAUCAGGAGGGACUAAGAGUAACAUAUGGACGGGUAAAAGCCCGUCUUGAAGCCGCUGCAGAACAUAGAAAAAACUUGUAUGAUCAGACAGUAAGGGGUCAACCACUAAUCGUGGGCCAGUUAGUACACUUGCGAGAGUGUGGAGUUCGGGGCCGUAACAAGAUUCAGAAUUUGUGGUCAACUGUUCUGUAUCAAAUAGUAAGAGCUCCGCAGGAAGGUGGUCAGGUGUAUAGUAUAUCUUCAUUGAAUGAGCCCACUCGGGUAAAACACGUGCAUAGGUCCCUGUUGAAGCUGGCUCCCGAAACUGUACAACAGGCUUAUCAUGUUGAUUUAGGUUUACAGGGACAAGAUUGUCAGGAAUGGUUGCAUGAGGGGGACUCUGUGAUGGUGGUUAUCGAACCUUUACCGCCUGCCGCUGUGGAGGUUGUUCCAAAUGUGACAUCUGAAGGGACCCUCCCCUUAGUUUCUGGUCUAAAUUCGCUGUCUAGUGAGGUCUCUACUAUGGGGGCACAGGGCGUACGGAGAUCGACUAGGACAACGGCUGGGAAACAUUCUAAUCGUUAUCAUUUGCCCAGGACUGUAAUUGGUGAUGUAUCCGCUAGCGUUUCAUUGCCCGCUGAGAACUCCCUCCCGGGACCGGGAAGGGACUGUCAUUUCCGCCCUUGGCUGUAGAAGGUUGAAUCAUUGGGACAAUGAUUGAAAAUCCCGGGGUAGAUUGUAGUGGGAUUGCCCCUUUAACAAUAGUUGGCGUAGCCCUUUAAAAGAGCGGACAGAUUGCACCAGGUGCGUGGUUGCGUACGUCAGGCAAUCACGUAGCUAUAUAGGCACAGGUGAUUUCGCUUUCUUCGUGCCAUUGUACUGAUGUGACCUGUGGCUGUAUAUCGGCAUAGGUGAUUUCGCUUUCUUCGUGCCAUUUGUACUGAUGUGACCUGUUGCUGUAGGUCUUGUAUCUCCUUCACUCCUCGGUAAAGAUAAGUCCGGUAUAUCCAGGCAUCCGUUGUGAGUAUGUAAGUGUUAUACACGCAAAAGAGUGCCAGUUGCUGCUUUGCUGCGGUUAAAUCGGCGUUCCCGUCUGAGAAGCGGGUUUGCAGUGCACGCUCGUGGUUGUAUCGAGCGCUCGCAAGUUCAUUGAACAUUCUUAAUGCCUGUACGAGGCCCAUUGGAGCCGCUCUAAACCCGUAACUUGAUUUUGGGAUUUCAUGGGGUUCGCCACCUCGCUGGCGCAAUUUUAUGGAUGGUUUAUAAACUUAGUUAUUUAGAAAUCUGGGGUAUUGUAUCUGGGUUGCUUCCUGCAUAUUGACACCGCUCACUUACGGGGCAGAUUAAUAGUGACGCAAUCCUUUUUGAUUUUCAUUUAUUGCCGAUAUUUUGUUGGGUAUGUGUGUUUAACUGAAAUUGUGUGGUUGUUUGGUUGUUUCUUUAUUUUAUUUUCGUUUUUUUUUAAAUUAUCAGCUAUUAUCAUUUAGAUUUGUUUAUUAAUUGAUUUAGUCAUUUCAGUUAUUUUGGGGUUUGUUAUUUCUUUUUGUCUUCUGUAUGGAUACUGCUAACGGAGCAGAUCAAGUGUAGUCUUUUGACCUGUGUUUAUUUGCUCAUUGUAUUUGUUCUGUGGGUAUACUGAAGUUAACGUAAGAUUGUGUUUUUCUUUUACUGACAUUAUCUGGUAUUAUGAUUUAGACCUGUCUAUUUAUUGAUUUAUUUCGGUUAUUUUGGAUUUUGGGGUUUGUGAUAUUUCUUGUUUUUUUUGUAUUAAUGCUGCUCAUUUACGGAGCAAAUUGAUUGUGUUAUCUUUUGGUUUGUGUGUAUUUGUUGGUUGUAUGUGUGUGGUGUGUGUGUGAGUUGUAUUGAAAUUUUGUCUUUGGUUGCUUUAUUUUUUUCAUUAUUAGUACAAGUAUAAUAGUUUUACUAGGCUUUGUUUUUUUGAAUUGAUUUAGUAUUUUGGUUUUGUUAUUCGAGUGGUAUUAUUUCUUUGAUCUGCUUUACAUUAAAACUGCUCAAGAAUGUAGUGUAGUUAUUGUGGGGAUUGUGUUUUCUUAUUUAAUUUGUCUUAUUUUGACUUAUUUGGUUUGUGUUGGGUGGAUUUACAUAAUUUUGUUCUUUAUUUGGUUUGAAGUGUGUGUUUAUUAUUUGAGCAGUAAAUUGUUUAUUGCAAUCAGAGAAAAUAAACUAACUUGAUUAGUUUUUGUUUUUUUUAUUUUCCUCUUCUUGUAUUUUUUGAAUUUGUUUGUGUUGGUCAGUGUAUGGUGGAUGGCCCAUGUAAGCCAACCACAACAAAGCCUAUUUUGUUGACCUGUUUCCAUUGGUCAAAAGGGUCUUUUAAAUUUUACUGUCUCGCUCAAUGUGGUUUUAGUAAUUUAAUUGAUUAAUAAAUUUGUUAUCUGUGACUUUGUCUCUGCUUGUCCUUUUCAUUUG
Molecule: messenger RNA, 2927 nt
Organism: Paramisgurnus dabryanus
Lineage: Eukaryota; Metazoa; Chordata; Actinopteri; Cypriniformes; Cobitidae
Source: RefSeq, a predicted model, not a curated record